Molecule: messenger RNA, 5483 nt
Organism: Mustela lutreola (European mink)
Lineage: Eukaryota; Metazoa; Chordata; Mammalia; Carnivora; Mustelidae
Gene: SCN3B
Product: sodium voltage-gated channel beta subunit 3
Exons: 6
Coding region: 47-943 (298 amino acids)
Biological process (GO): regulation of heart rate by cardiac conduction; ventricular cardiac muscle cell action potential; sodium ion transport
Cellular component (GO): voltage-gated sodium channel complex
Molecular function (GO): sodium channel regulator activity
Source: RefSeq, a predicted model, not a curated record
GAGGGGUGGGUCCGUGGUAGCGGUGGGGGUGGACAGCCGCCUGCGCAUGUCAAGGUUGACUGAACAUACGCGGUCCAAGGGGACCUGGAGAAGGGCAGUAGGUCACCGCCACCCAGGGUCCGGGACCGGGCACGAUCCUGGGGCGAGCUCCGGGGAAGGGGCCCACCCUCCCUGUGCCCUCCCCCUGAGAUCGGCAGCGCGACAGGAGCUUCCGCCUCCUUCCCCGCCCCUCCGGACCUUCCCGGGGAGCGGAGGGCGGGUGUGGACGCCCCGGAAGCCACCCGCCGGAAAAAAGAUGCCUGCCUUCAACAGAUUGUUUCCCCUGGCUUCCCUCGUGCUCAUCUUCUGGGUCAGCGUCUGCUUCCCUGUAUGUGUGGAAGUGCCCUCGGAGACGGAGGCCGUUCAGGGCAACCCCAUGAAGCUGCGCUGCAUCUCCUGCAUGAAGAGGGAGGAGGUGGAGGCCACCACGGUGGUGGAGUGGUUCUACAGGCCCGAGGGCGGUAAAGAUUUCCUUAUCUACGAGUAUCGGAACGGCCAGCAGGAGGUGGAGAGUCCCUUCCAGGGACGUCUGCAGUGGAAUGGGAGCAAAGACUUGCAGGACGUGUCCAUCACUGUGCUUAACGUCACUCUGAAUGACUCUGGCCUCUACACCUGCAACGUGUCCCGGGAGUUUGCUUUUGAGGCGCAUCGCCCCUUUGUGAAAACUACACGGCUGAUCCCCCUCCGAGUCACCGAGGAGGCCGGAGAAGACUUCACCUCUGUGGUCUCGGAGAUCAUGAUGUACAUCCUCCUAGUCUUCCUCACCUUGUGGCUGCUCAUCGAGAUGAUAUAUUGCUACAGGAAGGUCUCAAAGGCCGAAGAGGCAGCCCAAGAAAACGCGUCUGACUAUCUUGCCAUCCCGUCGGAGAACAAAGAGAGUUCGGCUGUACCCGUGGAGGAAUAGAGGCGUGAGCCUGGGGUGACGUACAGGGAAGGGCCGGGGACGCUGCAUCCGGACGGCAGCUGGCGCAAGUGACUGUGUCCAUCCACACCCAAGUGACUUUACAUCUGACCCCUUAGAUUUCUACCCUAUCCAGAGUCCCCGCCCUCAGGGUACUACCUGAAGUCGAUGAUACCCAGGUCACAAAGCUCUACGUCAAGCCCUUCAGAAGGUGAAUUGCUUUGGCCUGAGUGUUGGAGAAACUUGAACAUCUUUCCCACCGCGACAAAAACUCCCCCACUCCCUCCUUUGUAAGGAUUGUGGAUUUGGUCAGAGUCUUCGGCUGGGAUUGACUGGGCCAGGCUGGAAAUUCUCAGUGAGUUGUUUUAUCAUUGGUAGGUGGUCUGGACCCCGAGGGACAGGAUAUUCCAGAUUCAGUGAUAUCAACGGCAUCAGGAGGGUGCCCCAGGGGCCACAUCGCUUUGCCUCCUGCAUCCACCCUUCUAGUCACUCAUACCUGCUCACGUCUGAACUUUCACCUCACUUCCUAACUCCAUCAGACCUCUGCACACCCUAAGACUUUGCCAGAACCGAGGAGCCAACAUUUCUAUGUGGACUCAACCUCACCCUGUUCUAGCUUUCAAGCGAGGAGCUCCCAUGCCAACGGGACUCCCUCCCUGGGCUCCAAAUGACUAUACAAAUGCUGGAGGUGGCACAUCCCUCUGUCCCUAACUGGCUGGAACUGGCUCGUCCUUCAUUGCUGCAAGUGAAUGGACGUCUUCAUGGAAGGAAGUGGGAAUGAUUAAUUUGGGUUAAAGCACGAGUGUCAUGAAGUGGGAUUCCUUGAAGCCAGUUUUUUCAAGUCCCUGGCCCAUCUGACUAGAGCAUCAGAGCAAAGCAUGCCUUUCUAGGUUCUUCAGUGAUAGAAAGUUUACUAAGCCUGGACCAAAAUGUUCUCGGAACUUGGUACUCUAAGGCUUGAUCCCAAUAGGUCUCUAAGGCUUAAGCUGGGCUCAAUCCUUCAAGAAGCCAAAGACAGAAGUGGCUCUUAAAAGUCAUGCAACAGGUUCCUAACCCUAUUAGGGUAGCGCGGGUGCACACUCCAAUGGGAGCACCCACCUGAGAUCGCUGGGAAGCACUAUUUCCCUGUGGGCAUUUGAACAGAAAUUCCUAAGUUCUUCCUCUCAAAAUUCCUGUAGAUCAGUAUUAUUCCUCAUUUCACAGGAGGCAACUGGGACUCCAGACUGGGCUCAACUGAGUAAGAGACUUCAGAGGCUAACCUGGGGCAUAAUAAGCCUUAGAUGCUGUCCAGUCAGGACUUUCAGAGACAGGAUGAUUUUGUUUUUAAAAAGACCUUGAAACUGAGCUUGGCUGUGGCCAUGCCUCAUCUCCAAGCAUGGGGGUGGGCCGUGGUGGGAGGGUUCGGAUUGCCUGGCUAAGGUUAGCUCUGAGAGUGUCAGGUAACUGGAAUCUGGCUGUAAGGCUCAGAGUAGGACAUGGGGUGGACUGGAAGAAUUUCCUCAGUGACCAUGAAGAAUCUUCCAGAAGGACAUUACCUCUGGGAAUACUUAAAUUAAGAAAUGUGCUUUUAAGUCUUAGAUGGAUGACACGUGAAUGAGUGAAGAGAUGGGCAGGGCUCGGUGACUUCCAAAUACUCUACCCAUGAAUCCAUGAUGUCUCUCACUGUUGGGUAUUUUUCUGGAUUUUGGGAGAGCAGAGGAACACUGAAAAAAUUUGAGUCAGUGCCUCAUUUCAUUUCAGUUGAGUGACUGGUCCAAGUGUGAUGUCCUUCGGCACCUAGUGAGGAAGAAGGAGAAGGCUGUUUUAUGGGAUCUGAAAGCACGGCGGCGGCAGGGCCCAGGCAGUGAGAGGUCCCUCAGAUCUGGGGGGAAGUUGUGAGGGAAAGAGCACACUCCACUGGCUCUGGGGCUCACCUGACAAAUCUUUCUUUCAACUCUUCCAUCCUUGGGAGGAUCUGCUUGAAACAAGUCCUUGUUCACAUCUUCAAGAGUCCAAUUUUAUUGAAGAAAAUACUUUCAGUAAACUCAAGCAAGACCUUUCUCAUCGGUAAUUUCCCACACAAUUCCUCUGAAAUAGGGGCAGAAUAUAGACCAUUUUUCGUCCUUUGUAAUGAGGAAGAGAGUUGGGCACAGAUUCCUGUGAGUUCCAGUCCCGUGGCUGGUGGAUGGCCAAGUUUACAGCAGAAGCAAGCUGCUUCCGACCAGCCGACCCUCUUGCUUCCAGGCGACCACGCAUCUGACUCGUAAUCAAGUAGUACGCACGAUGGCUGCCUUUGUCCUUUUUCAAAAGCCCAACUCAAGUAUUUCCUGAGUGGUUUGGUCUUUUUUUUAAAGAUUUUAUUUAUUUAUUUGACAGAGAUCACAAGUAGGCAGAGAGGCAGGCAGAAGGGGGGGAGGGGAAAGCAGACUCCCUGCCAAGCAGAGAGCCCGAUGCGGGGCUUGAUCCCAGGACCCUGAGAUCAUGACCCAACACGAAGGCAGAGGCUCAACGCACUGAGCCACCCAGGCGCCCCCCUCCUGAGUGGUUUUUAAUGAAUUCAAUGGCACCUAUCAUUUUCUCCCCUUCUUUAUCUUUUACAAGGAAGCUUAAUUCUUUUCUGUUUCCUAACCUCUCAUCCUUAAUUCUGCCGUGAGAGCAACAUGGCUUACACAGCACAUUCAUUUCUGAUACUUUAGUUCUCUUCCACAGCUAGUCCUGUGAGGCGGAUAUUACCGUGGGUAUUACCAUACCCAGGUAUCAGCAGAGCACACUGAGGCUGUCUGAGGCCAAGCAGCUUUACCACAUCCUGCCUUCAUACACCUGGGAGGUGGGGAGCUGCGGUCGGGUCUUCUCUGGCCUCCUGGCCCCGCUCCUUUCCGGCCCAGACCGCCGCUGCUUUCUCUCCCGGCUGAAUUUCGUCUCCUCUCCGCCUCUCUGGCAGGAGUCGCCCCUACCCCUCCACUUCUCCUCUGCCGCUUUGCAUCUUAGUGGUGCUCGCAAUGUGCUUUGAGCAUCUGUCUUGUUUCGGUUUUCCCUCUCUGGCUGGUUUGCACAUCACUCUUUCUCCUGAAUGGCAACUCAGCUCCUUUCCAGAAGGCUUGAUCAGGACUACAAACCCCGUGAUCCCCAGCCUGCUUCAGAUCCUCCCCAUAUUCCUAGAGGAGCCAGACCCAGUGUGCAUUGCUCUGGAAGCUUCGUCUGGCAGGUUGUCUUUAUUAAAGGGCUUAGAAACGUUCUCAAGGGCUAUUACCACUUUAGGAACCCCACUUGCUGCCUUGGUGCUGCGUAUUUCCCACGACAGAUCCCUCAGUAACACAAUUCGCUGAAGGCCAGACCAGGCUGGCUCUGGUUUUUCGAAAUUUUCCUACUGCUAGAACAGCCAAGAACUUGAUCGCUCAACUCGGCUGGCGCUGUAGACACCCUGCCCUCCUGACCUUUACUGCCAGCUCGGUCUUCUUGCACAGCCCCAGCUCCUGCGUGUUAAUACUGUGCCAGUCGGGGGCUGUCCCUUCCCCAGCCUUUACUUUCCAUCUGUUUAAAAGCAUUCUCCUUUACUUCCUCCGUCCCCCAACAUCCACACACCCAGAUAGCCGAUUCUCUGAGUUUUUCUCUUUUGAUGCCCAACUAGACAGGUUAGUGGGAAGGGAAUUUCUCAAAGCAGGAAUAUGCCGGACAAACGAGGACGGCAGUGGGUGGCCGAGGGGCAGGAGGCUGUCCUUCCCCUCCCCCACAGCCUCUAACCCCGGAUCUGUGAACCUACCUGACGCCAGGGGGCGGAGGCUGUGUGACUGACAUCCCUGUGGGAAGAUGCAAGCCCAGACGCAUUUCAGAACAGACCUUGGUUCCCAAGUUCACACAGAAAGGGAAAAAUAAAACACCAACAAAAAGCCUUCCUCUCCCCUCCUUUUGUAAAUGAAAGGUCCCUAAGCCAGUGAAUUCGCCUAGUCCCUGCGAGUGUAUCUGAGUAGUACUGGUGUGUUCACGCUCCAAUUGCCCAUCUCUCCUGCGUUUCCCAACGCACUGUCUCAAGCACCAGGUCAGAGCCUCUGUGAGCCCCGCUGCCUUAGGGUGGAAAAAUACCGUCAGCCAAGCUCUUCCUAAUCUCUGAAAGUCCGGCAUGGUAGAUAACUCAUGUUGAGCUUGCUUGCUUGUGAGUUUAGAGUAGGACCCAGUAGAUAAGCACAUGAACCAAGUCUGAAUUGUGGUAGAUCAGACUCCACCCCUCUCCUAGACCAGCUAAGCCUCAAAGCUGGUGGUAGCCUUCUCUCCCCCGCAUCACUAUCCAGCAAGAGCUGCAUCGGCAGGGCAGGGGCGCUGCGGAAGCCCGAGCGCGUCGAUUCAGGAACAGCAUCAAACACAAUCCGCCAACUCCUGCAGUCCUGCAACUGAGGCUUCUCUUUGCCACAUUAUGAUCUUCGUUAUUGCUUUUUGAUUUUCCACAACCAAGCUUUUUCCAAACCCUAGAAACGUCAUUCCUAAUCACCCACACUCUCCACAGCCUAACGCCAGUAGGUAGUGUUUUUCAGGAAAUACCCCAUUUGUGUCAAUAAAGUGUCUCUAAACG